GACACCUGGGUUACUAAUCCGUGUUAAUCUUUCUUUGUGUCUUUGUUUCUCAGAGGGAAGAUGAUUCCUGCGGAGUUUGAGAAGCAAGUACAGAGAGCCAAAGAUGAGGGAGCGUUGCCCUUCAUGGUGAACGCCACAGCAGGGACCACCGUACUAGGGGCCUUCGACCCGCUGGAGGAGAUAGCUGACAUCUGUGAACGACACAAUCUAUGGAUGCAUGUAGAUGCAUGUUGGGGAGGAGGAGCCCUGAUGUCUAAGAAACACAGAUACCUGCUGCAGGGCAUUCACAGAGCCGACUCAGUAGCAUGGAAUCCUCACAAGAUGCUGAUGGCUGGUCUACAGUGCUGUGCAUUCAUGGUUCGGGACAAAACGAAUCUUCUCCAGCGGUGUCACUCUGCCCAGGCCUCCUACCUCUUCCAGCAGGAUAAGUUCUAUGACGUCAGCUAUGACACGGGAGACAAGUCCAUUCAGUGCAGCCGCAAGCCCGACGCCUUCAAGUUCUGGCUGAUGUGGAAAGCCAUCGGCACCAAGGGUCUGGAAGAGAGAGUGGACAGAGCCCUCGCUAUGGCCAGAUAUCUGGCAGAGGAGAUCAAGAAGAGAGAUGGAUUCCGUCUUGUGAUGGAGCCGGAGUACACCAACGUCUGUUUCUGGUACAUUCCUCCCAGUCUGAGGGACAUGGCUGACGGACCCGAGUUCUGGAAAAAUGUCCAUGCGGUGGCGCCAGUGGUUAAGGAGCGCAUGAUGAAGAAGGGCUCUAUGAUGGUAGGCUACCAGCCCCAUGGAGACAAGGCUAACUUCUUCAGACAGAUCAUCAUUAGCCCUCAGGUCAGCAGAGAAGACAUGGACUUUCUGCUGGACCAAAUACACAGCCUGGGGAUGGACUUAUGAUCCCACGGGGAAUACCUACAAAAUGGCACCCUAUUCCCUCAAUGAGCCCUGGUCAAAAGUAGUGCACGAUACAGGGAAUUUGGGUACCAUUUUGAACAAAACCCAAAUGGUCAUGUUCAGUAGGCACGAAACAGGAGAUCCUGUUUUGAAACUGAGUGAAACGGAAGAGGUGGUACCCCAAACAUUCUAUAAGAAGUUUCCAAACAUCCUAUAAGAAGUUUCCAAAACAUCCCAUAAGAAGUUUCCAAAACAUCCCAUAAGAAGUUUCCAAAACGUCCUAUAAGAAGUUUCCAAAACGUCCUAUAAGAAGUUUCCAAAACGUCCUAUAAGAAGUUUCCAAAACAUCCUAUAAGAAGUUUCCAAAACAUCCUAUAAGAAGUUUCCAAAACAUCCUAUAAGAAGUUUCCAAAACAUCCUAUAAGAAGUUUCCAAAACAUCCUAUAAGAAGUUUCCAAACAUCCUAUAAGAAGUUUCCAAAACAUCCUAUAAGAAGUUUCUAAAACAUCCUAUAAGAAGUUUCCAAAACAUCCUAUAAGAAGUUUCCAAAACAUCCUAUAAGAAGUUUCCAAAACAUCCUAUAAGAAGUUUCCAAAACAUCCUAUAAGAAGUUUCCAAAACGUCCUAUAAGAAGUUUCCAAAACAUCCUGUAAGAAGUUUCCAAAACAUCCUAUAAGAAGUUUCCAAAACAUCCUAUAAGAAGUUUCCAAAACGUCCUAUAAGAAGUGUGUUAACUUGUUCUCUUAUUUGGUGCCCCAGGGCUGUGCAGAAGCCUCAGCAUGUCAUCCUUCCAUUGCCCGUCUCCAUAAAGUGCUCAAACGAGUACCUGUUUCUGCUAUUCAUGAUCGAUUCCAUUUGUAAUUCUGAGGACAGGCAGUGUGUCCGUCCAUGAGACUGUAGACACAGUAGCUUGUUGACGGUUUUUGAGGGCUCAACCUCUUCAUAGGAACCAAUUUCAGAUAAAUAAAAAAACUCAAAAGUCAUUAUCCUUUAUGUCAAUGUGAUUUUUUUUUUUUAAAGUAAUAUAAUAAAUACUGGUAUAAUAUAACUGCUGUUAGAAAACGAGGCGUGCAACUUUUAGUAAAAGCUGAAAUGUUUCGAAUAGAUUUUAGGAGAUACGAUUUUAAGCCGAUUGAUUGUAAGAGAUUUAUAUAAAUAUAUAUGUUUAUUACUUGAUGAGAUUAAUAUAUACAUCUUUAGAGAAUACUGAUGUGUAAUGUGAUGCAGGAGCUAUAAAUGUAUUUUAGUUCUUUAUUUUCAUUUUGAAUUUUCUCUUUUGAAUGAAUUUUCUUCCAGACGCAUUAACUUUUACGAUUUUAAAAUCAUUAAUAAACAUUUUUUUUAAACGUAGCACACCUAGUGCCUGAAUACUGUGAGUCCACCUACAUAAAUCAGACAGAUCUUAAAAUGACUACCGUUCUUAUGUUUAAUAAACAAUUGUUUUUAUUAAUACUUUACUUAAAGCCAACAGAUUAAAUGCUUUCUAGUUUUAAACGGACUCAAAAUGCCUGUUAUUUAGUCAUUACUACGAGACGAUAAUAAGACGAUAGAAGUGGUCAAAACCUUAAUGCAUUACAGCUGCUUUAUAAUACAUUAUACCAGUUGGCUUUAAAAGGAACGUGUUUUGUGUUUGUAGCUUGCCGUCAAAGAGAAUGGUGUUUACUUUAAACAUGUACCAAGUUCUGUGUACAAUACUAGGAUACGUGCAUUCUGUAGUAUACCUCGGUGUUUACUUUAAACAUGUACCAAGUUCUGUGUACAAUACUAGGAUACGUGCAUUCUGUAGUAUUGUACACAGAACUUGGUACAUGUUUAAUAGUAUACCUCGGUGUUUACUUUAAAUAUGUACCAAGUUCUGUGUACAAUACUAGGAUACAUGCAUUCUGUAGCAUACCUCAUAUCGUAUUCUGGCAAGACAUUCUGUUUUCUCUUGUUGUUUUUGUUUUGUUCCAAUAGCAUUUUGUUCAGAUAUGUUGUGUGAAAAAGCCUGUAUGUGUUUGUUUUUUUGUAGAUGGAGGUUUCACUGAGAAUUAUUUAUUUUCUUUUUCAGCGAAAAUAAAACCAAUUGUUUACUGAA
Oncorhynchus nerka (sockeye salmon) is the source of this 2962-nucleotide messenger RNA. RefSeq names its product acidic amino acid decarboxylase GADL1-like. Gene Ontology annotation, biological process: carboxylic acid metabolic process. Lineage: Eukaryota; Metazoa; Chordata; Actinopteri; Salmoniformes; Salmonidae. Gene Ontology annotation, molecular function: carboxy-lyase activity; pyridoxal phosphate binding. Gene Ontology annotation, cellular component: cytoplasm. The transcript is spliced from 7 exons. The coding region runs from base 61 to 888 and encodes 275 amino acids. The record is from RefSeq and is a predicted model, not a curated record.